CGACGCACUUCGGCCACUGUCUGGACCGGGCAAUUUAUUCCGUUGUCCAUGCUCUUUGAGAUGGCGGAGACGCGCUCUCACUGAACUACCCGAAUGAUUCAAGAUUCAAAUCAAUAGCCUAGAUUAACCUGGAAGCGUUUAUAAAGCUGUCAGCUCUUUUUGAGCAUCAUAUAUUCCCGUGGAACAUGGCUGGUCUACCUACACCAGCUGUCCAGGAAACGGCACAACCCCAGUCUGCUGUAACACCGAAUACACAAGAGAACAAGUCCGCCGAACUCUGGGAUUCCGAAUUGCAAAUUGUCUCCUCUCUAGCACAACUUCAAGAGCUAGAAAGAAGGGUCCAUCGGCUUCGAACGCUGCUGCCAGAUCGGCUGCUGGCGCCUUUGGUGCCGAUUAUAAAUCCAGAGUGUGCUGCAUCGGAUAACCCCGUGCCGGAAUCCCCCCAGGUGCUCUAUGCACAGCUAUCUGAAGCCGCACGGGCAGGGGUUGCGGAUGUCGAGCAGUUUCAAACUCUCUGGCGUAGCCCAGAGAUGAAAGCUGUCUGGGAUUAUGUAGGGGAUGAGAUCAAAGAAAAUGGUGGUACACUCCUCCAGCCCACCGGCGUGUGGGAGAGAGACUAUGGCGUUCUCCUUGAAGAGCUUGUGAAGGAGAAGCGUGAAAAAGAUGAACAAGAUGGCGGAGUGACGGAGCGCUCCAAGGCCCAAUCGAUGGCAGCGAACUGGAGGAUGGACGUGGAGACAUUCUUACAAAAGGGUGUCCCUGGAGUUCGCGUCGUGCCAGACCAGCACGAGGCGUCAGUCACCAUAGCGCUAGUGAAGGCUGGAAUGUUCUUCCAGGCUCAAGCAAUCAGCGAACCUGAUAUCAGUGUUCCAGAGUGGCGAGUAUCGAAUGUUGGCCCCCAAAGCAAACUGAAAGCGAAGCUUGAGAUGGCUAUAUGUGAUUGCUUGAAUUCUCGUCCGCGGAAGUGGGACAUUACUUAUUUGCUUGUAAGUCUUAUAGCAGGAAUUAUCUACCCAGUGUUACGAUACGAUACAACGCGUAACUUUUCUCAAUUGCACGAGUCGCUAGACAUGCUAAUGACGAUAACACUAGGACAUGAUAGCUUCUUAUGCAGAUGUCAAACAAAGACCAUGCGCAAGGUGCAACAAAAUGACAGACGAUGCAGCUCAGCUCCCGGUUCUCCGUGUCUGCAAAUCCGUCCCAGCCCAAGCACCUGAUUCAGGAGAAAUCAGCAUUUGGGAACCCUUCCACCCAGGCUGCAGCCGUCUUUAAAGGAGACGAAAAUUUGCAACCCUUUGCCUCUUAUCGGCGAGCUUGAGCAACCUGCAUGCCUCGUAUUUCAGUGUCCGACAGAAACGAAAGUUGAGCCAUUUCGGCUCUGUAGCGUCUCCAGCGUUCAUUCCAGUCUUCAGGAGGGCCGUAGAAAAGAUCAUGAUGGAUAUCAGAUGGAUACGGAUUGCCAUAUUUGUCCCAGUAUUGUAGUGGGAUGAUAUGCUGUUUGCCUCUCCCUCCCGAUCGAGGCUUGCCGCAAUCGCAGUACCUGACAGCACUCCAUGUGCCCUUGUCAGGGACCUGAUAUCGCCUCGUUCUGAAAUCGUAUUUUUCGUCGCCCUGGCGUGCUCUACCCCAACCCGGCAGAGCCGGGAUGUCUUUGGCUCGCCGAUUACCGCUGCGAUGUUCCCAACCGGACCAGUGGCGCAAGUUUUCGUCAUUGGGACUGUGGAUAGUGCCGAUGAAGAUAUCCGGGCCCUUAUUACGGAGGACAUCGAGGAAGCGCCUACCACGAGGCCAGCGGGACUGUUUUGCGAGCUUGGGGUCUCUGGGCCAGAUCCAUCCCAUCGUAGACGGCAUAUUGGUGAUCGUAUAACGGAGUUCUGGGGCGGGUGUACUGUGGCAGUCGUUCUGUUGAGGACGGAAGACGGAGAUGCUUCGGUUGGGAGGAUCAGAAGCAAGGGUGAUAUGAAAGAUUGAAGAGAUUGAGAGGAUUGAGUUGGUUGAUAUACUACCCGUUGCCGUCUGAAGACUCAGCUUUGCUCUUUCACGAUCGAAUGUUACAUGGAGCAUGCUUACACAAAGAGGAACCUGUGCACCAUCAACCUACACACUGUCUACAGUUUAGAGACAGGAUCACUUGGGUCAUAUUCUUUGUUGACAAUGUAAACAUGCAUGUAGGCUUCUGUAUAACCUAAGCAUACCAGAAGCUAGACAAAGAAUACAGAAAAUCACAGCACUCAGACAGGUCUCAGGAGAUGAGAUGUGAUCAAACAUAUAGCUUCUCCUCAUUAUCUCUAUCCCUACUAUCAAGCAAUUGAAG
This is a messenger RNA of Monascus purpureus, 2314 nucleotides long. The record is from the annotation of a GenBank genome assembly. Lineage: Eukaryota; Fungi; Ascomycota; Eurotiomycetes; Eurotiales; Aspergillaceae.